This is a messenger RNA of Ceutorhynchus assimilis (cabbage seed weevil), 6188 nucleotides long. Lineage: Eukaryota; Metazoa; Arthropoda; Insecta; Coleoptera; Curculionidae. The record is from the annotation of a GenBank genome assembly.
AUCAAAUUGAAAUUGAAAACUGUUAAAAAUGUACUCUUGGUGUAGGUACCUAUAAAAUCAGUUCACAUAUUUUUUUACUAUUAAAAAGUAUAUUCGCUUUGUUCAAGAAAACACAGACGGUGUAAUCCUCCCCUUCAUUAACCUCAUGUGUAAAACUCUAAUGAAAACUCUUCAAUAUCUGAUAUGGAUUCUACAUUACUUUUGCCAGUUCUCACAAUUUUCAUCACAAAUAUAGUACACAAACAAUUUAACACUCGAAGUAAACUUUGUAUUUCAAUGAAAUUUUUUUUGCCUGGCAAAGUCCGUAAGACGAGAGUUUUUUGAGUUAAAUUGCCUAAAAGCAACAAAACUCAAAUUAUAAAUGUAUGUCAAGUUUAUUUCUACAAAAAAAGAGCACUUAAGUGUAAUUCGAUAAGACAAUUUAACGAAUACGCUUUUAAAUGUUAAGUUCUGUUUUAUCGCUGGAAAUUUUUUGUGUAAAGAAUCCGUUUUGGAUAGUGAGUCGGUGUAAGUAUAUAGAAGAUUCAGUGUGACACAAGUUUUAUUUCAUCCAAGUUCCCAUGGAUAUCGAAAAAACUUUUAAUCUGUGAUGCUGUCAUGUAUGUGAUGCAUUAUUUUUUAACCUUUCCCUUUUUUUUUUAAAUUAUUCUCGAUCAAAUAUUGAUUAUGCCAUCUAAAACAACCAAGCGUAUUACCACCAAUACAAGACUGUACAGAACUUCAGAUACGCCGGGAAAAAUUGACCAGCGUUCUCCAAGUAAUGUGAAACCUAUGCAAAAACCUAAUGAGGUCGAUAAAGUUUCUAAAAUUGCCUCACCUCGUACAGAAAUCUUGUCCAGUCAGUGCAACCCCAAAAGGGAAAUCAAGCGAAGCAAAUACGAAAGAGACGAUGCAGCAAUUUUCGACUGGUGGCAAAAUUUGUUCGAUAAAUUAGAGCACGAUGCCAAUAUUCCUCCAGAGGAACAGAGAGACGUGCUAUCAAACGUUUUCGGCUUAUCAGCUUUGCGGAAAAUAUUGUACUCGUGCAACACACGUAAUCCUAAAUUUAAAGAGGAAUUAGAUACGCUGUCGGAUAAAGAUAUUUCGCAGAUGAGGAUGAAAGUGCGAGAACGUCUAAAAACUGAUUCAUUUUUUACGAAUAAACAAAUCGUGUUGACCAAUGAAACUAGACAAAGUUCAGGAGAACGUUCUGCGAAAAAUAUUCGUACGUCUGCUACAAAAGCUCCUGUGGAAGUCUCAAAAUGCAAAAUGUACAUGGACUUCUUCAAACGCAAACCUGACAGGGCUGCAGUUUGGAGAAAUCUGCCGCCUUUGUCGUUGAGCGAGAUGACUUUGACUCAAAGAGCUAAAACCGUUACAGAACAAAUAGCUACAGAUUUUGUUAAUUGGCUAAGAGAUUUGGGCGGCGACGAAGAGGUGUCGCUGAGCGUGGGAGCCAUCAUUGAAAUGUUCGAAAUCGGAUUUCAGGCAAAUUCUACAAGAUCGCUCAGAGUUGGCAUUCAAGAGAUUCCUUCGGUAUCCAAGAGGGUCGCUAUAACUAAGAAAUGCCCUGAAAAAGCCAGAAGGUCGGUUCUUCGGCAAGAAAUCAUGAAAGAUUUACGGGCGAGUAAAAAGAAGACUAUUUAUUCGGCUUUCGGUGGGCGACUACCAGCGGAAAUGCAAGGGAGGCCUCCGGCGGAAAAUUAUUUUAAAAAAUGGAUGACUUGCGAUAGGGUGCCAGAACGUUUAACCAGCAUGGCAACCGUUUGGCAAGGAAUUACACAUUUAAAGUCUACACGUGCCUACUGCGAGUUCCUGCUUGAACAACCCGACGUGAAACCUCCAAAAUAUCUUCUAGAAUGCGGUAUGAUGGAUCUCAGAAAGCUCCGAGACGAAAAUAGGAAAUCUAGCGACAUUUUUGACAUUGACAUUUCUUGAUAUUUGUAGAGAAUAAAAAGCCAAAAAAUUUUGCGUAUCUUCAUAAGGAAAUUUUGUUUUAUUUUUGAGGUGGAACUUAGUGAAAUACCUUGUCAGUUAUUUUAAUUUCAAACUACAAACAAUUUUUUUUUAUUUUUUUAUAAUUCAAUUUGUACAAACAUUUAGAACAACAAGACAAUAGGUCUGUUCCAACCUGACAUGAGAACCGUUCUAGAACGGUAAUUUUCAGUUGCCCGCACCUAUUUUUCGAAAAGUUGAACGUUUAUCCUAAUUUAAAAAUGAAUUGAUCGGUUGGAACAGACAUAAUAAUUACAUAUAUCCUUAUAAUAUUUAUUGUAUGGCUUUAAAAAGUCUUUGGUACACUAACUAAUAUACAAAAUAUAUAAUAUAUAUUUCAAAAUUUUCAAAUAAAAACUAUAAUUUACAAUUACUUAUUGUACAAACAAUUUCAAAAUAUUAUAUUCCUUCUUCUUGGUAAUAAUUAUUUAUAUCAAAUCUUAAAUUCAUAUUAGAGAUACCCUGUUAACGAUAGACACGCAUCCACAUAUAGAAUUUGUGAUGAGCGAGCAAAAAAAGUGAUUUACAUGUAUACAGUUUCGAUGUUGAUCCAUUAUAAUACUGGGUGAUUCAAGUCUAUGGCACAUUAUUGCAAUGUUGCUGUUUCUAUCAGAAAUUUGUGUUUUCAAUUGGAACACGCACGGUUUUUUUUCGGCAACGUCAUCAAAGGCAUGUUUAAUAAAUUCAUCAAAUGCUAUAAUUGAUAAAUAAUAAAUAAAAAUAUUUUUCUUAAUGUCACAACUAAUUUUACCCUUCUGGGCAGGCGCAACUAGAUAAAACCUCUGACUGUAGGACAAGAACCAAAAGUCUCUUUCUUGGUUCGUGACUGUCGCGUGAUGUACAGGGUCUGUUCCACCUUAUAGUAUAUUUGGAAUCAGAAGAAAAAAAUCUAUCAUCCUAGUCAAAAAUAUACAGAGAGUUCUGUUUCAAAAAAUGCAAGUGCUUGCAUUUUGACAGUAGGCACCUGUCAUUAGCCCAUUUUAACAUGUGCAAAACAUAAAACCCUACAACUUUUGUAUUAAACUUUUUUUUGUAUUUUCUUUUGUUUAGGUUGUAGGAGCCGCACUAAUUAUGAGGAAAAAACCCUGUACCAUCGUCACCAAAAGUAACUGGGAUAGCAUCACAUUAGAUCUUGUCAAACUAUGCAUUAAAUGCAUUGAAAUGAAUGACAGUAGAAUUAGUCCAGGAGAUUAUUAUGCAUUAUUUGUGUCCCAGUUACUUUUGGUGAUGAUGGUACAUGUAUUAAAUUGUUUCGUCCAUCUUUACUCUAAAUAUUCAAAUUGCAAUUUGACGUGUAUCGUGAUAUUUCCUAUUUUAUAAUUCAGUAAACUACAGUGAUUUCAAGCAACGUGUUUUAUUUAAACGUAACACUUUAGUCACCCUGUUUGCUCUAACUUAUUUUUGAUUGAAGUUUGUAAAGCCUUUGGGCCAUAAUUAACCUCAGUAAAGGAUUUGGGUCUCUAGAAGUUUUGAGCCAUAAUGCCAGGGCUUUCAUUGAGUUUUAUUUGAAAAAAAAAAAAAAAAUGGAAAAUAAUUAAAAAUUGGAGAACGGUAAAAUGGCAACAUAAAUAUUUGAUAGGUUCUUUACAUUGAAUCACCCUGUAUGUAUAGUUUAUGUUAAUUUUUUUUUAAAGUGAUAAAACAUUUAUAAAUAAUUCAUAAAAAACAUUUCAUACAACACUUUGAAAAAGACAAAUCAUGACUAAGUACCUACUUACUAGCACCAAAAAAUUUACAACAACACUUUAUUUACAAUAUACAAUAGAUUAUAUUAUAUUUUGUGUGAUUUGUAAUUUUUUAGUGGGUUUUUGAUCCAAAUGACUUUAGCACUUUUGUGUUUGACAGCAUUUUGAUUCUCCUAUAAAAAUUUGGUUGGAAACAGAAAUUCAAGAUUCUGGAAUAGUUGAAAAUUGAAACUAAGGAGAAGAAACAAGAGUUUUAAGGAAAUUUGAUAAUUUUUCUUUUCUAUUCCAGGCUUUUGAUUGUUUGUUGAUUCUUUUAUGGAAAUAAAUUUCAUUCCAGGCUUUUGAUUGUUCCCUAAUUCUACUGUAAAAAUUAAGUAUGAUGGGAACAGAAAUUCGAGAGCCAGGAAUAGUCGAAAAUUGAAACUAAAGAAAAGACAAAUAGAGAAAAAAUUAUUCUUUACUAUUCCAGGCCUGCAUUUUUUCUUGUAUCAAAGGAUCCACUUCUUAUGAGAUUUUGGGGUUUAGUCAAUUUUUCUGAAAAUUUAAUAUGAUGCUCCUCUCCAGCAUUGCCAGGUCAUAUAUUGUUUUGUCAGUAGAUUACCAGUCUAAAUACCAGUAGAAAUCAGUAGACAGAUAAGUUGCCUUAUUAAAACCAUUAGGGUAUACUUAAUUAAUUGUUUCUACGUUUUUUCAAAUCAUUAAAUCAUUAGACUGUGUAUUAGACUAUGAAAACUUGCAUUAGAAAAUCAAACACCAAUACUACUUAUGAGAAAUAGUUUAUUAAGAUUAAGACACAUGAGAUAUUCCUAUUAAAUAUGCACUACCUAUGGGAUGCCCUAUUAUUUGGUUUUAUAUUCUUGAAGAGUACAAUUUCCCGAUUCCAAAACUAUAUGGUUUGUCUAUAUUUCGUUGAGCCGGCUCCAAUAUAUUUGGUUCAAAAAUUUUAAAAAUACUAUCAGAGAAACCAAGUACCUACCUCAAAUUUUACCUACAGCUUUCACCUGUACAGGUAGAAUGGUUCACAAAAUCAGUAUAGUAGGAUAUUAUUUUUACAAUUUUUGGAGCCAAAUAUAUGAGAGACUGUUCAAUCCAAUAUAGACAAACUAUAUAUUUUUGGAAUCGGGGCAUUGUGCUCUUCAAGAAUAUAGAAUGAAAUAUAGGGCAUCUCAUUUGAAAAAAGCUAGAAGUAUGCAAAAUUUCACAUUUCUGACAUUCAAAUUUUGUUUCUGAUCAUGAUUUCUAAAAAUUCAGCCAAAACUGUACAACUUUUGUAUUUACACCUUUUUUCCAGCUGUAAAAGGAGGUAGUCAAUAUAUAAAUAAACACCCUGUACGAAUAAGUGGAUUGCCCAAUAUCACACAAAUUAAAGGAUCCCCGAAUAAACUGGCUUAAUAUGGCUAACCGUCGGAAGUUACUUUCGGCAUGCCUUUUCCACAAAAUUAUUUUGAAUAAAAUGCCAUCAUAUUUAUUUAAUAAAAUUAUUUUUAAUAGAAAUCCUCACUCUCGGAACUUGAGAAAUGUGAACAGGAUAAGGGUUCCAAAGCAUAAAAUAGAAUUUUUUAAACGUUGUUUUACUUAUCAAAUAUCCAAAAUAUACAAUGCUGUUCCUGCCUCGCUUAUUGAGAAAUCCGAAUUAGGUUUUAAAAAAGGUUUCAAAAAUUUUUUACUCAGCUGUUGAACUUUACCUAUGUCUCGGUUAGUACAGAAUCAUGUCAUUGAAAGUCUGCUUGCUGAUUUAUCCAAGGUUCAUUUACAUUAGGUACCGUAGGCACACAUUUUUGUUUUGUUUUUUUUUUUUUUUUUUUUUGUACAGCAUGCAGUUUGGGGAAACAUAAUUAAGUAUGAACUUACAUUUAUAUUUAUAUUUUAUAUGGUAUAUAGUAUAGUUAGUUAGCUUAUAAGUAUUAUUAGGACUUAAGGUUUGGGAAAAGUUAUUAUUUUUAUUUUAUUUAUUUUUUGCUUAAGAUUUAAUGCAGAGGCCAUCUUGUUUUCAAGCUGGUCAACUGAUCUUCGGCAUUUUUCUGGCUCAGUUUUUUUUUCUUGUACCGUUCGGGUUUGAAUUGUGAAUAUUUAAUUUUUUUUUGCUGGAAAAUAAAGACCAUAUUUAUUUAUUUAUUUAUUUAUUUAUUAUUGCGGAACUUAUGGGUAGACCUUUGCGGGACGAGCGCAGCGAGUUCCGCAGCCAUCUACUCACCAAUAUAGUAUUGAAUUGUUCAAAUAAGACAUUCACUUGGAACAUGUAGUUUUUAAACUAAUGAGAAUAACUCACAUUUGAGUGAGUCAGGUUAGUAUUGUAAUUGAACAACAUAUUGAUGAAUAGAUGGCUGCGGAACUCGCUGCGCUCGUCCCGCAGAGGUCCACCCAUAAGUUCCGCUACAAUUCACUCAUUUAUACUUGAAUAACUUGACACAAUAUAUUACUAGUUUGGUAAAGAAACAUUACUAAUUUUUGUUGAAAGGCGAAUUGACAAAAAGUCGAUAAUCUUACAAAUUCUGACUUUAUAUAAGUUAUUGUUCAAGUACCAAGAAG